AAGCGCUGGAGUUAGCUGUGCUGGUGCGUGUGCUUGGGGCUUUCUUGGAGAGUUUGGAUCGCCGAGACACUUUCGUGCGGCGCGGCGAUGCUGACCCCCGCGUUCGACCUCAGCCAGGAUUCCGACUUCCUGACCAUUGCCAUCCGCUUGCCCUACGCCCGGGUCUCGGAGUUCGACGUCUACUUCGAGGGGGUCGACUUCAAGUUCUACGCCAAGCCGUACUUUCUCAGGUUAACCCUUCCAGGAAGAAUUGUAGAAAAUGGAAGUGAGCAGGGGUCCUAUGAUGCAGAUAAAGGAAUUUUUACCAUUCGACUGCCCAAAGAAACUCCUGGCCAGCAUUUUGAAGGGCUGAACAUGUUAACUGCUCUUCUGGCACCAAGAAAAUCCAGGACAGCUAAGCCACUUGUGGAAGAAAUAGGUGCCUCUGAAGUUUCCAAGGAAGUGGUAGAAGAUGACGAUGAAGAGUUUGACUGGGAAAUUGAACAGACUCCCUACGAGGAGGCAUCUGAAAGCGCGUUGAAUCCACAGUGCCACUAUGGAUUUGGGAACUUGCGGUCAGGAGUGUUCCAGCGAUUGCAGGAUGAAUUGAGUGAAGUUACUGACAUUAAGAAUCCAGAUUUCACCCCUGCAGCUGAACGAAGGCAGAAACGUCUCGCUGCUGAGCUGGCCAAAUUUGAUCCUGAUCAUUAUCUAGCUGACUUAUUUGAAAAUGAGGCAGUUGAACAGCUUUUGAAGUACAGUCCUUGGUGGAAUGAUACAUAUUCUGAAAUGAUGGCCUCCUUGGAAGAUAGUCAGGAGCAAGAAAACCACGCUGUAUUAGUGUCUUUUUCUGAGGAAGAGAAAUAUCAGCUGCGAAAAUUUGUCAAUAAAUCUUACCUGUUGGACAAGAAAGCUCAUCGUCAAGUGUACUACAGUUUAAUUGAUAUCCUUCUGGCCUACUGCUAUGAAAUCCGUGUCACUGAGGGAGAGAGGAAUGUUGAGUCUGCGUGGAGUAUCAGAAAACUGAGUCCAACACUGUCCUGGUUUGAGACUUGGACUAAUGUUCACGAAAUCCUGGUGGCUUUUGGAAGAAGAGUUUUGUGCUACCCCCUUUAUCGUCAUUUUAAGCUGGUAAUGAAGGCACACAGAGAUGCCGUAAAGAUACUGCAGCUGGGUAAAAGUGCAGUUUUGAAGUGUCUUCUGGAUAUCCACAAAAUAUUUCAGGAAAAUGACCCAGCGUACAUUCUCAAUGACCUCUACAUCUCAGAUUACUGUGUGUGGAUUCAGAAAGCCAAGUCUAAAAAACUGAGCACUCUUGCCAGAGCCUUAAAAGAAGCCUCCCUGACGAAGGCCCAGCUGGGGUUAGAGUUGGAAGAGCUGGAAGCAGCAGCCCGUCUUGUCCAGGAGGAGGAAACUGCCGGGAGAGUGGCCUGUUCUGUGUCCACACAGACUCUUGGCUCUGGUCCUGAGGCAGGUGACUCACAGGCAUCGGAAUCGGAAUCGGAAUCGGAAUCGGAAUCAGACAGCGCUGCAUCAUCAGGCACUGAAGACUCUGCUUCAGAGUGCGAGGAGCUCAGCGGGAGCCAGUGUACGCCCAUGACUUUGCGAGGCCCCUUUGUCCAAGCGAGCAGUGCCCUGCUUGUGGGGCAUGGUGUGGCCUGCGCACACUCCACCGGCCAGGGAAAGCCUCAGGCCAUGGCCCUGGCUCCCGGCGCCCGCGGGCCUCUGAUAGAGGAGCUUGAGGAGCAGCUGAGAACUACACUUCAGGUGUCCCUGCCUGAGGACGCCCCUGCUGGGAGCCGCAGCCGUGUGCAGGACAGUGAAGAGGCGACAGAUGCUGAAUGAGUGACUCACAUGGUUUUGUUCGUGGUAGGGAAUUUGAUCAGCUGUGGUUUCAUCUGCUGAAUUAGAACUCAUUUUCCCUCUGUGCUUUUCUUUGUAUAACAUUGUUUUAUAGUUUAUACCUGUGGUAUGUUUGUACCUUUUGGUUUCCUUGUUAAUAAGUUGAAAAAUAAAGUUCUAAUGUACUUUUUCCAAGAGCAGCUGAUACUUAAAAGAUGAAAAUAGCAGUUCUCUCAGAAUCUCUAGACUGUAGAGGUUAGUAUGAACUCAUUAAUAUUUUUAUUUUAGCUUUACAGGGGUGUUCCUGAUCUACAGGAAAGUGGUCAUACUUGACAUGUGUAUGUGAUGAGUGUUGGCGUAUGACUGUGGCAGGUGAAACCACACCGCAGCCAGGGUAAUGCACUUCCCUCCGUCCCCAGGUCUCUUUGUCUCCCUUUGUUAUCCUCCCCUCCCACCUGGCCAGAGGCCACCCACCUGCAUCCCCCAGGCAACCACUGAGCUGCUUUCUGUCCCUAUACUGUAGUUUGCAUUUCCUAGAAUUUUAUAUAGAUUGACUCAUGCAAUCUGUACUCCUUUGUUCAAGCUUACUUCACUGUAUUUUGAGGUUGAUCCAUCCCAAGGGUUUUGUUUUUUCUCUUCCUUGCUGAAUACUGCUUCAUUGAAUAGAUUUGUUCGCUCACCUGCUGAUGGGCAUUUGUGUCAUGUCCAGGUUAGAGCUGUUACAAAUAAAGCUGUUACGAACAUUUGUGCACAA
Messenger RNA from Chinchilla lanigera (long-tailed chinchilla), 2575 nucleotides. It is a transcript of the gene Shq1, whose product is annotated as SHQ1, H/ACA ribonucleoprotein assembly factor. Bases 88 to 1824 code for a protein of 578 amino acids. The record is from RefSeq and is a predicted model, not a curated record. NCBI's taxonomy places the organism in Eukaryota, Metazoa, Chordata, Mammalia, Rodentia, Chinchillidae. The transcript is spliced from 11 exons. Gene Ontology annotation, biological process: box H/ACA snoRNP assembly. Gene Ontology annotation, cellular component: cytoplasm; nucleoplasm.